Molecule: messenger RNA, 1157 nt
Organism: Rhopalosiphum maidis (corn leaf aphid)
Lineage: Eukaryota; Metazoa; Arthropoda; Insecta; Hemiptera; Aphididae
Product: nicotinamide riboside kinase 1
Exons: 2
Coding region: 529-990 (153 amino acids)
Cellular component (GO): cytoplasm
Source: RefSeq, a predicted model, not a curated record
AAGUAAAUCACAGCGUACAAAAAGUGUAUUUAAAGUACCAAAUUUUAUGAAAUCUGAUGCUGGAAAAUCUGUUCUUAAAAUAAAAGAACAAAUUAAAAAUGAAAAGGAAUUGAAUUUGGUGCAGUUAAAUUUAGAAAGAUUACACAAAUUAGAUAAAACUAGUUGUGUAAAUAACAUCGCAUCUAACUUGAUCAAGCAGCGUUUAGUUAAUUUGUCAUCUGAAAUACCAAAUUCCAAAAAAGAAGAAAGUACAGUAUUUACCGAUGAAGAUUUUGAGAAAUUUGAACGUGAAUAUUUUCAAAACUAAUGGAUGAUUUCAUACUAGGAAAAGUUAUCAUAGUCAUAGUGCUAACUAUAUUUGCUUAUUUUACUUGUUGGCUAUUCAUACCACCAUUUGCUGAUUCAGAAUCAUUCAUUUAUCAAUUAUUUCCAUCCAUUUAUAAUGCUCUGGUAAUUCCAGUUUCAAUUGGUGUGUUCUUCAUAAUUAGUCUUAUAAUCUAUACUUGUGUUGCUAUCAAUUGUUAAAUUAUGGCUAAACGAUUAGUUAUUGUAAUCGCAGGAGUCACAUGUGGGGGCAAAACUACUAUUGCCAAUCGUCUUACAAACAUAUUUAACAAUAUUUCAAUAUUACAUCAAGAUGAUUUUUAUUAUACUAAAUAUGAAGACCAUUUGGAAAGUAUUCCAGAACUUAAUUACCAUGCAUGGGAUAAAAUUAGUGCCUAUAAUAUGAAUAAAAUGAUGAUUGCAAUUGAUUCUCAAACUUCUGACAUUUUAGUUCUUGAAGGAAUUCUUUUACUUGAUGAUAUUAGAAUUUUGAAUUUGGCUGAUUUAAUAUUUUUUACUGUAUUGGAUAAGGAAAUUUGUUGGGAUAGACGUGUAGCUAGAACAUAUUUACCUCCUGAACCACCUGGAUAUUUUGACAAGUAUGCAUGGCCUGAGUAUGAAAAACAUUUAGAAAUGAUAAAAAAAAAAAAAAUGUUAUAUUUUUAAAAGGGGUUGACAGUAUUGAUUUUAACACAUCUGUUGUUGUUAAUCAUAUAAAUGAAUUAAUAUUAAAAAAUAAUUGAUAUUUAUUUGAUAAUAAGUUAUUUUCAGUUUGUAUUUCAUAUUAUAGUUAAAAUUUGAAGUUUAACUUUAAUCAAAUAUUGUUUAUGUAC